AUGGGGAAGUAUUAUUUAGCUUACCUGUUGAUCCUCCUCCUGAACUUGGAGGUAUUGCCCACUUCUCUUGCUUGUCCCUACUGCUCAUACCCAACUCCUCCUAUGCCACCAAAACAUCCUCCCAAAUUCCCACCAAAACAACCCCCCAGUGUUGUGCCUAAACCACCACCCAAAGUCAAGCCACCAUAUGUACCCAAACCUCCAAUUGUGAAACCGCCCUAUGCUCCCAAACCUCCCAUCGUUAAGCCUCCCUAUAAGCCCAAACCUCCCAUUGUUAAGCCUCCCUAUAUACCCAAGCCUCCCUAUGUGCCCAAGCCUCCCAUUGUUAAGCCUCCCUAUAUACCCAAGCCUCCCUAUGUGCCCAAACCUCCCAUUGUUAAGCCUCCCUACAUACCCAAACCCCCAAUCGUUACGCCACCACCCUAUGUGCCCAAACCACCCAUUGUAGUGCCUCCGUACGUGCCAAAGCCACCCAUAAUCAAGCCACCACUUCCGCCAGUAGUGACAGUACCACCACCAUCACCACCUGUUGUGACGCCAGUGCCUCCCCCUGUUGUGAAGCCACCGAUGCCGCCUAUUGUAGUUCCCAAGCCUCCCCCACAACCAAUUGGAAAGCAAUGUCCACCUCCCCCACCAAAAGUAGUGCCAUGCCCUCCUCCGCCAGCACAACAAACUUGCCCCAUCGACACUCUUAAACUAGGUGCAUGUGUAGACUUGUUAGGUGGCCUAGUGCACAUUGGAAUUGGGAGCAGUGCCAAGGACACAUGCUGUCCGGUGCUGCAAGGGCUAGUGGACUUAGACGCCGCUCUAUGUCUGUGCACCACCAUUAAGGCCAAGCUUCUUAAUAUCAACAUUCUUAUACCCAUCGCUCUGGAAGUUCUCGUUGAAUGUGGUAAAACUCCACCACCAGGUUUCCAGUGUGCCUCUUGA
Ilex paraguariensis (yerba mate) is the source of this 930-nucleotide messenger RNA. The record is from the annotation of a GenBank genome assembly. Lineage: Eukaryota; Viridiplantae; Streptophyta; Magnoliopsida; Aquifoliales; Aquifoliaceae.